Messenger RNA from Scomber scombrus (Atlantic mackerel), 2443 nucleotides. It is a transcript of the gene tfa, whose product is annotated as transferrin-a. The record is from RefSeq and is a predicted model, not a curated record. NCBI's taxonomy places the organism in Eukaryota, Metazoa, Chordata, Actinopteri, Scombriformes, Scombridae. Gene Ontology annotation, cellular component: plasma membrane; recycling endosome; extracellular region. Bases 69 to 2156 code for a protein of 695 amino acids. The transcript has 17 exons. Gene Ontology annotation, biological process: iron ion transport; antibacterial humoral response.
UCGCAGCUUUGCUAUAAAAGCCUGAGCUGCCUCCCCAAACUCUGCUGACCUGCAGACCCCCCCUCCACAUGUCUAACAUGAAGCCUCUGCUCCUGCUGGCGCUGCUCGGGUGCCUCGCCUCGGCGUUGGCGGCCCCCGCUGAGAAGGUGAAGUGGUGCGUCACGUCCGACCAAGAGUUACAGAAAUGUCUGCAUCUUGCCACCGCAGCCCCCGCGUUCACCUGCGUGAAGAAAGAUAGCACCAUCGACUGCAUCAUUGCAAUCAAGGCUGGUGAAGCAGACGCCAUCACUUUGGACGGUGGAGACGUCUACACAGCUGGACUCAAAAACUACGACCUGCAGCCCAUUAUUGCUGAGGACUACGGCACCACUUCGGAAACCUGUUACUAUGCUGUUGCCGUGGUGAAGAAGGGCACUGGAUUUGGCAUCAAAGAGCUCCAGGGGAAGAAAUCCUGCCACACUGGUUUGGGCAAGUCCGCAGGUUGGAACAUUCCCAUUGGCACUCUGGUGUCCAUGGGUUUACUGCAAUGGCAGGGCAUUGAGGACAAACCAGUGGAGGAGGCGGUGAGCACCUUCUUCUCGGCCAGCUGCGCCCCGGGGGCAGCAAGAGGCUCCAAACUGUGUGAACUGUGCAAGGGAGACUGCUCCAGGUCCCACCAGGAGCCUUACUAUGGCUACGGCGGUGCCUUCCAGUGUCUGGCUGAUGGUGUUGGAGACGUGGCUUUUGUGAAGCACCUCACUGUACCUGAUUCUGACAAGGCAAGCUACGAGCUGCUGUGCAAGGAUGGCACAAGAGCGCCCAUCGACAGCUAUCGCACCUGCCACCUGGCCAAAGUACCAGCUCAUGCUGUUGUCACCCGCAAGGAUCAACAGCUGGCCGAGUUGAUCUGGACAAGCCUCAGCUCAGUACAGGGCUUUAGCCUCUUCUCAUCUGAUGCCUAUGCACCUGCCAAGAACCUGAUGUUCAAGGACUCAACUGUGAGGCUGGUGCAGCUGCCCCCAGGCACAGACUCCUUCCUGUAUUUGGGUGCCACUUACAUGAGCAUCGUCCGUUCCCUUAAGAAAGAGCAGGCCGUAGGUGCUGCAUCAUCUGCCGUUAGAUGGUGCGCUGUGGGUCACGCUGAAACAGCAAAGUGUGACACAUGGAGCAUCAACAGCGUGGGGGAUGAUGGGAGCGCUGCCAUUGAAUGCCAGAAUGGCGCCUCAGUUGAGGACUGUAUGAGCAAGAUUAUGCGCACAGAGGCUGAUGCAAUGGCAGUGGAUGGAGGACAGGUGUAUACAGCUGGAAAGUGCGGUCUGGUUCCUACUAUGGUGGAGCAGUAUGAUGAAGCUCAAUGCACCUCAAGCUCCGGUGCAGCCUCCUCUUACUACGCCGUUGCUGUGGUAAAGAAGGGCUCUGGCUUGACCUGGGACACCCUGCAGGGCAAGAGGUCUUGCCACACAGGCAUCGGCAGAACAGCUGGCUGGAACAUCCCCAUGGGUCUCAUCUACGAAAAGACUAAAGACUGUGACUUCUCUAAGUAUUUCACUAGCGGUUGCGCCCCGGGAGCCGAUCCUGCCUCUUCAUUCUGUAAACAGUGUGCCGGCAGUGGCAGAGCUGUGGGAGAUGAGUCCAAGUGCAAAGCCAGUGCUGACGAGCAGUACUACGGCUAUGCUGGAGCCUUUAGAUGUCUUGUUGAAGGUGCCGGAGAUGUCGCCUUCAUCAAACACACAAUUGUUCCAGAAAACAGCGAUGGUCAAGGUCCAGCAUGGGCUCAAAGUGUGAGCUCUGCUGACUAUGAGCUGAUCUGCCCUGGGAAGGGUCCAGUUCCAAUCACUGAUUACGCCACUUGCCACCUGGCUCUCGUGCCGGCACACGCUGUGGUGACACGUCCAGAAAAGCACACUGAUGUUGUCCGCAUUCUUCAGGAGCAGCAGACCAAGUUUGGCAAAGAAGGCUCCGACUCCACAUUCAGGAUGUUCCAGUCCGAUGCAGGAAAAAACCUCCUCUUCAAGGACUCCACCAAGUGUCUCCAGGAAGUUCAAGUUGGAACAACGACUGAACAGUUCUUGGGAGGGACGUACAUUCAAGCCAUUAGCGGGCUGAGGGAGUGCAGUGAUACCGCUUCAGCUCUGGAGAAAUCUUGCAGUUUCCAUUCCUGUCAGAAAACAGACUAGUGGGGCCCGUGGAGCACGUGGAGCCUAAGUUGGCCCUCAGUGGGUCAAGCACCUUACCCACUCUUCCCACACUCGAUACACAAAUUGCAUUGUGUGUUUUCUUCCUAAUCAUUUUAUAGACUUGUUCUAGGAGUACAACCAACAAACCGAUCUAUUGCACUACCACAGCCUACAAAUCAACCAUUUAUUAGACCAAUCAUGUGCUCAUGAGUGUUUCACCUUUUGCGUCAACUACUGUAUGUUUUGUUUAACACUCACUUUUCUCAAAUAAAGUCUUUUUAAUGCUC